UCCAACUUAACCUUAGCUGGAGUGGAGACUGCAGAUCCCAUAAAAAGGCUAUAGAAAUAGAAGUAGAUCUCUCUCUCUCUCUCUCUCUCUCUGAGAUAUUUUUCAUUCUUUAAUAAAUGCAAUGCAAUAUGCAAAUUUAUGCUAAAUACAAUUGAUCUCUCGAAAUGGAAGAGUAGUGGGAGCAUUAUAAAGACCCACUGACCCAACCAAGCUCUCUCUUCAAGUAGGAGGCAAUCAGUACUAUGGAGUAAGCAAAAGGAGGACCCGACACUUCUCCCAGCCACUGAGCCAAGUGUGUUUGUUAUUUGGGAUAUCAAUUUUCACCUCAUAAAGAUGGCUGUGGGGAAGUAUUCUCGAGUUGACGGAAGGAGGUCAUUGAAUUGUUGUUCGACGACCAGUCUAGUUGUAUUUGUUGCAUUUUGUUUAGUUGGGGUCUGGAUGUUAAUGUCAACCGUUGUUCCAAUUCAGAAUCAAGACUCAUCAUCUGAGGAGACCGUAAAUGAGGUAAAACGGCAAACAACAACUGAUAAAGAUUCCAAGCAAUUCGAAGACAGUUCAGGUGAAUUACCAGAAACUGUAAUAAAAGGAGAUGACAAUGGCAAUGAUUUACCGAGUGAAAGCCAUUUGGAUAUUAAGAAUGCUCAGAAUGUUGCAGAGGAUGUUUCUGUAAAUACAACUGAAGAAAAACAGGAAGAAUUGGUUUCAAAGGAGGAAUCUGAGGUGAGGACUGAGCCAGAAAGUGAGAAUGGUGUUGAGGGAAAUCAGCAAGAGAAGCUUGUAGAGGAGAAAUCUGAUGAGAAACUCGAGACUGAAGAGCAAACAAAGACAGAGGCUGAAAAUGAUGGGGAUGGGAAAACAAAUGAUCAUGAAGCUAGUUCAGGAGAUGGGGAGUCCAAUUCAGAAGUUGGAAAUACAUCUGACUUCCAAGAGGGGGAGAAAAAAUUGGAUGGAGACGAGACUUCUGAUGGAAUAAAGCAGGAAGAUGAAGUGACUAUUCAGACUGAGAAGGAAAAUGUUGAGAAAUAUCAAGACAUUCAUUCAGAAGAAAGUGAUAGUAAUAACAUAGAAAGCCAGGAAACUACAGCUGAAAAUGAGCAAGGGUCAACUGAAGUCGUGGAGUCGCAGAAUGAGAAAGAAACACAACAAUCUUCCUUAUCUGAACAUAAGAGUGGGCAUGAGUGGAAGUGGAAACUCUGUGAUGUCACUGCUGGGCCAGACUACAUCCCUUGUCUUGACAAUUGGGGUUCUAUCAGGAAGCUUCCAAGUACAAUGCACUAUGAACAUCGAGAGAGGCACUGCCCUGAUGAAGCCUUGACCUGUCUUGUUCCUCUUCCAGAAGGAUAUAAACGCUCCAUUCAGUGGCCUACAAGCAGGGAAAAGAUAUGGUACCACAAUGUUCCUCACACCAAGCUCGCAGUAGUUAAAGGGCACCAAAAUUGGGUUAAAGUUACCGGUGAAUACCUCACAUUUCCUGGUGGUGGAACUCAGUUUAAGAAUGGUGCUCUUCAUUACAUUGAUUUUAUCCAAAAAUCUCUUCCUGAUAUUGCAUGGGGUAAAAGAAGCCGUGUGAUAUUAGAUGUUGGGUGUGGUGUAGCCAGCUUCGGAGGUUUUCUAUUUGAUAGAGAUGUUCUUGCUAUGUCAUUUGCCCCCAAGGAUGAGCACGAAGCCCAAGUACAAUUUGCACUAGAACGGGGAAUCCCUGCCAUAUCAGCUGUUAUGGGUACCAAAAGACUACCCUUUCCAAGUUCUGUGUUUGAUCUUGUCCACUGUGCACGCUGUAGAGUCCCUUGGCAUAUUGAAGGUGGUAAACUUCUCCUGGAGCUUAAUCGUGUCUUGCGACCUGGUGGUUACUUUGUCUGGUCUGCUACUCCUGUUUACCAAAAGCUUCCUGAAGAUGUCGGCAUUUGGAAAGCGAUGUCUAAAUUAACAAAGUCAAUGUGCUGGGAUCUGUUGGUGAUUGAAAAGGACAGACUCAAUGCAGUGGCUGCUGCCAUAUAUAGAAAACCUUCUACCAAUGAGUGCUACAAUAAAAGAGCACGCAAUGACCCUCCUCUAUGCAGUGAAUCUGAUGAUCCAAAUACUAGCUGGAAUGUUUCACUAGAGGCAUGCAUGCACAAAGUGCCGGAGGAUGUCUUAAACCGUGGGUCUCAGUGGCCUCCGAAAUGGCCAUUAAGGUUGGAAAAACCACCAUACUGGUUAAAGUCUCAGCUUGAUGUUGAUGGAAAAUCUGCCCCAGAGGAUUUCAUUUCUGAAUACAAGCAUUGGAAAAAAGUUGUUUCCGAGACAUAUUUGAAUGGGAUGGGAAUCAACUGGUCUUCUGUAAGGAAUGUCAUGGACAUGAGAGCUGUAUACGGAGGUUUUGCUGCAGCACUAAAAGACUUGAAAGUAUGGGUUAUGAAUGUAGUCCCAGUUGACUCCCGUGACACACUACCAAUAAUUUUUGAGCGUGGUUUAACUGGGAUAUAUCAUGAUUGGUGUGAGUCGUUCAGUACCUACCCCAGAACUUAUGAUCUUCUACAUGCAGAUCAUCUAUUCUCCGUCCUUAAAAAAAGAUGCAACUUAGUGGCAGUGAUUGCCGAAGUUGAUAGGAUACUUAGGCCAGAAGGGAAGCUAAUCAUAUGGGACAAUGCUGAAACCUUAAAUGAGGUCGAGAGCAUGGCUAAAUCUCUGCAGUGGGACAUCCGAUUCACGUAUUCGAAAGACAAUGAGGGUUUGCUAUGCAUUCAGAAGACAUUUUGGCGUCCUGCAGAGAAAGAAACAAUUUUGUCAGCAAUUGCUUAAAUGCUUCGAUCUGUGUCUUUGACUGGGUAAGGCUUAGUCAAUGCUGGAAGUAUAGUUAGUUCAAGUAUUAUUUUGUUCGCUUAGGCACUAAAUUAUAAGGACUAUACACUGAAGAAAUACGUUAAUAUGUAAAGUUCACAUAAUUGAUUAUUCUUUCAGAUGCCCGAUAAAGUUCUCGUCUCCUUUUCUAGUUGCUAAGGGAACUUGUGCCCCUUCAAUAGAGGGAUUGGGCUUGGAAUUUUUGUAUCUUAAUGUUCUGAGUAUAAAUGGCAGUCAACUACUCAAACGCUUUUUAUUGUA
This is a messenger RNA of Prunus avium (sweet cherry), 3081 nucleotides long. RefSeq names its product putative methyltransferase PMT24. Gene Ontology annotation, cellular component: endosome; cytoplasm; trans-Golgi network. Gene Ontology annotation, molecular function: methyltransferase activity. The record is from RefSeq and is a predicted model, not a curated record. NCBI's taxonomy places the organism in Eukaryota, Viridiplantae, Streptophyta, Magnoliopsida, Rosales, Rosaceae.